Molecule: messenger RNA, 2621 nt
Organism: Pistacia vera
Lineage: Eukaryota; Viridiplantae; Streptophyta; Magnoliopsida; Sapindales; Anacardiaceae
Product: subtilisin-like protease SBT3.8
Biological process (GO): proteolysis
Molecular function (GO): serine-type endopeptidase activity
Source: RefSeq, a predicted model, not a curated record
GCUUCCAUAUUCCUAGUGACUUCUAAUUCUGAGUUCCUUUUAUUCAUAAUUUGAUCAUCUCAAAUUUUUGUCUUUGCCUUCUCUCAAAAAAUACUUUUAAGCUAAUAUGAGUAACCGAAUGGAGCCAGUUUUUGCUCUAGUUUCUACUGUUUUUGUUGUCAUCAUUAUGCAGAGCCUUAUGCUAACAAAUGUUGAGGCAAAAAGCAAUGUUCAUAUUGUUUAUCUUGGAGAGAGGCAGCAUGAUGAUCCCAAGGUAGUCACAGAUUCACAUCAUGAAUUGCUUGCCACCAUUAUUGGGAGUAAAGAAGAGGCCUCAAAAUCGAUGGUGUACAAUUACAAACAUGGCUUUUCUGGAUUCGCAGCUAAGCUUACAGAAUCUCAAGCACAAAGGCUUUCUGAGUUUCCUGGGGUGGUCCGAGUGAUACCAAAUAGCAUUUUCAAGGUGCAGACCACAAGGAGUUGGGAUUUCCUUGGCCUCUCUUCCCGUUCACCCUCUAAUCUUCUUCACAAUAGCAGCAUGGGAGAGGGAGCUAUCAUAGGUGUCUUCGAUACAGGAAUAUGGCCAGAGUCUAAAGCUUUCUGUGAUGAAGGACUUGGGCCGAUCCCAUCUCAUUGGAAGGGUACUUGUGAAUCAGGGGACCAAUUCAAUGCCACAACUCACUGCAACAGAAAAAUCAUUGGAGCCCGUUGGUUUGUGGAUGGAUAUCUCGCUGAGAAUGGACAACUAAACACAACUGACAAUGAGGAAUACUACUCCCCAAGAGAUGCAAAUGGGCAUGGCUCACACACAUCUAGCACAGCAGCUGGCUCUUUUGUGCCCAAUGUUAGCUACAAAGGCCUUGGUUAUGGCACAGUAAGAGGCGGUGCACCACGUGCUCGCCUAGCCAUGUACAAAGUCUGCUGGCAGGGUGGACAAUGUGCAUCUGCUGAUAUACUGAAAGCCUUUGAUGAGGCCAUAUAUGAUGGUGUUGAUGUGAUAUCAAUUUCAAUUGCUUCCGGGAUGCCUGGGUUUGCUGAAGUUGAUGAAAGAAAUGGCAUUGCUACUGGUUCCUUCCAUGCUGUUGCCAAGGGCAUAACUGUUGUCUGUGCAGCUUCAAAUGAUGGGCCCGUUGCUCAGACAGUGCAGAACACAGCACCAUGGAUUGUAACGGUUGCAGCAAGUAGCACUGAUCGGGCAUUUUUUACUCACAUAACACUUGGGAACAAUAGAACUAUACUGGGUCGAUCCAUUUUUACUGGAAAGGAGACUGCUUUUACAGAAAUAGUAUACCCAGAAACCACAGGACUCAAUCCCACCUCUGCAGCUGAGAUCAAAGAUGCAUCAUUUAAUGCUACUAUGGUAGCUGGGAAAGUGGUAUUAUUAUAUGUGUCAACAAUUCCUAGAUACACUGGCACAAAAAAUCCAAUAGUAGUCUUGCAAGAAUCAGGAGCUGUUGGCGUGAUUAUUGUCAGAACUCAAUUUGAUAUAUCGAUCUCAUGUUACAAGGACUUGGCCUGCGCUAUAGUCGACUUAGAAGUUGGAAAUCAGAUUCUCAUGUACAUCCGUUCUACCAGGUCCCCUGUAGUGAAGUUGAGCCCUUCUAAAACAUUUGUAGGAAAGCCUCUUUCAGCUAAGGUGGCCAUUUUCUCAUCAAGGGGACCUAGCUCCAUUUCACCAGCAAUCCUCAAGCCAGAUAUUGCUGCCCCUGGAGUGAAUAUACUAGCAGCAGUUGCUCCCCAUGAUCAGUUUAACGACAAUGGAUUCAAUGUGCUCUCUGGAACUUCAAUGGCAACUCCUCAUGUCGCGGGCAUUGUGGCACUUCUCAAAGCAUCUCACCACGAUUGGUCUCCAGCAGCCAUCAAAUCAGCACUUGUCACAACUGCAUGGAAGAAUAGUCCUUCAGGUUCUCCUACUUUUGCCGAGGGACUUCCCCACAACAUUGCUAAUCCAUUUGAUAUAGGCGGCGGCAUUGUGAAUCCGAAUGAGGCAGCAGACCCUGGUCUGGUAUAUGACAUGAGCACUGCAGAUUACAUGCUUUACCUCUGUGCCACGGGUUACAACAACUCUGCCAUCUCUUGGCUUGCAGGCCAAGCAACAAUCUGUCCUAGUAUAAAACCUUCAAUUCUAGAUGUAAAUGUUCCUUCAAUAACCAUACCAAAUCUUAGGGAUUCCGUUACCCUCACCAGAACUGUAACAAAUGUUGGAGCCUCUCAGAUUGCAUAUACAGCAGUUAUUGAACCUCCAUUCGGCAUUAAGGUAUCAGUAACACCUCAAGUCUUGCACUUCAAGCCUACAGCAAAGAAGAUCUCUUACCAGGUUACCGUCUUCACAUCCCACAAGGUGAACACAGGAUUCUAUUUUGGCAGCCUUACUUGGACUGACGGAGUUCAUGCUGUGAGAAUUCCGUUAUCCGUUAGAACACAAAUCCUGGCACCUUCUCACGAAUAAUUAACUGAGUCAUAGGUAUGCAAGAGAUCAUGUUUCAGUUAAUUUCUUCCCUGUUUUUGUUUGUAAUUCAGUAGAGGUUCGUGUAUUAUGUAAACAGGUGUUAGUCCUGUAUUGUAAGUCAUGUCAUCUGUACGAGAAAAUGAUUUGCAAUUUAUGCAUGAAAAUAAUAAAUAUAUAAUUUCUUUCGUUCUCA